Messenger RNA from Fonsecaea erecta, 1704 nucleotides. RefSeq lists its product as hypothetical. The record is from RefSeq and is a predicted model, not a curated record. Lineage: Eukaryota; Fungi; Ascomycota; Eurotiomycetes; Chaetothyriales; Herpotrichiellaceae. Gene Ontology annotation, molecular function: hydrolase activity, acting on carbon-nitrogen (but not peptide) bonds. The coding region runs from base 1 to 1704 and encodes 567 amino acids. The transcript has a single exon.
AUGUCUCCCACCACCGUCGUCACAAAUGCCCGCCUCUUCACGAGCACCGACGAUUGCGGCGAGGAUCUCGUGCCCGGGUGUCUGGUGGUUCGGGACAGGCUGAUCGAAUACGUCGGGCCCCAGGGAUCGGAAACUCUGGCUCAAGCCAUGGCUUGUGAGGCGCCCACAACAGAAGUCGAGGUGGUCGACGCCGGCAACCGUGUGGUGACCCCCGGCUUCAUCGACGCCCACGUGCACAUGCUGCACUUCGGCCUGUCGCUGGGCAAGCUGGACGUGAUGGGGUGCACGUCGCUCGAGCAGAUCCGGGAGACGAUCCGCGCGUUCGCCGUGGCGAAUCCUGCCGCCCCGCGCAUCCUGUGUAAAGGCUGGAUCCAGGCCUCGAUCACCGGCGGCAGCAGCCAUGGCGGAACUCCGCUGGCGAGCAUGCUCGACGACCUCGACCCGCCGCACGCCCGCCCCAUCUACGUCGAAGCCCUGGAUCUGCACUCGGUGUGGUGCAGCAGGGCCGCGCUGGCGGAGCUGGGUGUCGAUGAUGCGACGACGAAAGAUCCCCCCGGAGGAACCAUCCAUCGGGAUGCCCAGGGCAGACCCUCGGGGUUGCUGGACGAAGGGGCGCUCCCCCUGCUGGUGUGGCCGUUCCUGGCCAAAACCCUGACCGCCCAGCAGAAGCAGACGGCCCUGCACCUCGCGGUGGAGGCAUACCUGCAGGCCGGGUACACGGGGGUCAUUGACAUGGCCAUGGACGAGGAUGAGUGGACUGCGCUGGAGACGUAUCGCGCCCGCAAUAACGACGAAUUACCGCUGCACAUCGCCGCGCACUGGCUCGUCCCGUACAGCGACUCGGAUGCAGAAAUACAAGCCACGCUGGACCGGGCGAUCGAGGUGCAUCGGAAAUACCCCCCAGCGAUGUCCCCCUCCUUCUGCGUCGUGGGCAUCAAAUUGAUCGGCGACGGCGUGGUCGACAGCUGCACGGCGGCGCUGAGCCAACCAUACGGCGCGAAGCCCAAUCCCGUCGAGCCCAUCUGGCCGGCGGCGACGAUGACCAGGGUGAUCCAGCAGGCAGACGCUGCGGGUCUCCAAAUUGCCGUGCACGCGAUCGGAGACCGCACCAUCACGCAGACCAUUGACGCCUUCGCCAGCCUCAACAAGCCCCUUUCACCUUGCCGCCGCCGCCGCCACCGCAUCGAGCACCUGGAGCUCGCGUCGGCGCGCGACGCAAAGAGGCUGGGCGAGUUGGGCAUCACGGCGUCGGUGCAGCCGGUGCACUCGGACCCGGCGUUGUUCAAGGCCUGGCCGACGCUGCUGGGCACCCACCGCUGCCGCCGCGCGUUUCCCUACCGCGAGUUCCUAGAGGGCGGCGCUCCCGUGGCGUUUGGGACCGACGCACCCACCGCCGCGCACCUCCCGCUGCCGAACCUCUACAACGCCACCACGCGCCGGUCGGCCAUUGAGCCCGAGUCGACCGAGAGGACGAAUCCACAGUUCGCCGUGUCGCUGACGGCGGCGCUGAAGGCGGCCACGGCCGGCGCGGCGUACUCGCGGCACGCCGAGACGUGGACGGGUAGUCUGAGAAAGGGCAUGAGUGCCGACUUUCUGGUGCUGGACAUGGACUGGACGCCUGCUGGCUUGUUGGCGGCGAGGGUGCGACAGACCUGGUUUCAAGGGCGGAAGAUGUUUGACAUGGAACAAGGUGUGAAACGUUGA